UAGCAUAAUGCGAACCUUUUCAGUUUUGAGUCAGUUUGGAAGUGCGAGAACUGAGAUGCUCGAGUUUUCAGGAUUAGUUGAUGACAUUGUUCAUUACACUGAACUUGAGCUUGUUCCUGCUGCUAUUGAUGCUGCCCUGCAGACCAUUGCUCACCUUUCUAUCUCCUCUGAAAUUCAAAAUUCCCUUUUGAAGGCUGGUGUACUGUGGUACCUUAUACCAUUGUUGCUCCAAUAUGAUUCGACGGCGGAGGAAUCAGAUAAGACAGAUGCACAUGGUGUUGGAACUAGCGGUCAAAUAGCAAAAAACACACAUGCUGUAAAAGCAUCUCAUGCCUUGUCAAGGCUUAGUGGUUUGGUUGACGAGGAGAUCCCGACACCCUACAUUCAGGCUGCAGUUGAUGCCCUUAGAGCUUUACUAACCAAUAAACUUGCAAGCAUGCUGAAAAAUAAAUUAGCAAAAGACCUCCUAUUCACAUUAAACUCAAACUUGGAGUCCCCUGAGUUACAUUUGCUAUACAUGGUGAGAAGACCACAGUGAUGUUCCCGGAAGUGCUUUAGUAUUGGUGUUCCG
This is a messenger RNA of Sesamum indicum (sesame), 571 nucleotides long. Lineage: Eukaryota; Viridiplantae; Streptophyta; Magnoliopsida; Lamiales; Pedaliaceae. The record is from RefSeq and is a predicted model, not a curated record.